AUGGCGAAUCGACUGCGAACCGCUAAAAUGUCUUACGGGAUUCUGAUAAUCAUUGCCUUCAUCUUUACCAUGGUUGCAUUAUUCACGCCUGGAUGGAGGUCAUAUAAGGGAGAGGGCGCCCCAUUUUUCGGCCUCAUCACGUUGGACUGUGGAAAUGGCGUACGAUACGUCGCAAGGCCGGACUGUCACGAGUGGUUUAGGUACAAAGCCACCUUCGAAAAGGUAGCUCUCGGCUGCAUGAUCGUCGCCGCACUCCUCGAGUUCAUCUGCGUCAUCUCGUUUUGCCUCUUAUUGUCGAAAGCAAGGUAUCGAUUGGCCGCCCCGGCGGCUGGAAUGUGCGCGCUGGCGGCUCUAUUAAUCGCCAUUGCCGUCAUUUGGUAUGCAGUACGCUUCGAUACAAAGACCACCUACAUGCAGUCGUCAAGGUAUGAAAUGGUUCACCAGGCUCAUCUUGGAUAUUCCUGGUACCUCGCCAUCGUCGCAUUCAUUUUCACCCUUCUAGCGGCCGCAGCAGCCGGAGCUACAAGCUCCCUCGGUAUCGUCGAUACACGCCCACCGGAAGUGCACCACCAUCAUGUUAACGCU
Messenger RNA from Mesorhabditis spiculigera, 585 nucleotides. The record is from the annotation of a GenBank genome assembly. NCBI's taxonomy places the organism in Eukaryota, Metazoa, Nematoda, Chromadorea, Rhabditida, Rhabditidae.